AUGUCAGGAAGACGCAAUGGUAAUCGCAUCCGCGGCCCACAAUCUGCCUUGACCGACUUCCUUUCUUCACACAACAUCUCAGCACAACAGAUUCGUGACGACUACGAACGCCGCGUACGCGAAGCAGCUCAACAAGAAAACGCCGGCGAAGGUGGCUCCAACGACCCAGCACCACCCGCCGACCCCGACGCUGAAGCAGCUGCCGCCCUAGCAGCAGCAGAAGCCGCAGACGCAGCCGCCGAGAAGACCAGAAAGAGAAAGCGCAAGGAAGAAGCCGCCAUUGAGAAGAUCAAGAAGGCCAAGGGCGCAAAAGGUGGAAAGAAGAAGAAGAAGCCCGCUGGCAGUGACGACGAGGAUGAUGAUGACUUUGACAUUAGUGGUGCCAUGUACGUCAAGGCUGCUCCUUUGCCUGGCCAAUUCGAGAACUGCGAGAUCUGCAGUAAGCGCUUCACUGUCACGCCUUACAGCAAGAGCGGUCCUGAAGGUGGUCUGGUCUGCACACCCUGCGGCAAGGAGCUCGCCAAAGAAGGAGACGCAGCAGCUGGAAAAAAGACAAAGAAGCCGCCGGCUGGAAGAAAGAGACGUCAGGUGGAGAGCGAGCGACUGAACGGUGUUGCCCUUGGUGGAGCAAAGACGUUGCAGCAGCUCUGCAUCGAGAAGGUUGCACAGUACCACGAAGAUGUCGACGAGCUGGGAGAGCUGCCCGAGCCCGUCAUGCUGCGACUGGCCGAGAUCUUCGCAAAGAAGCGCGUCUUGAACCCAAAGACACUCAAGCUUUUCGUGCGCCCUGAUUCCGACACUGUCUGUGUUCACGAUGCUGCAUACCUGGAAGUUGAGGACUACCAAGGCAUCUGCGCAGUCGCUCCUGGUCUCAAGAAGCUUGUGAUUCGCAACGCUUGCCAGCUCAAGGACGAAGUCAUCGAGUACAUGAUGGAGAAGUGCGAGCAGAUCAACUUCAUCCAGUUCUACGCCGCCAACCUGGUGUCUGAUGACAUGUGGCGCAAGCUCUUCCAACACUACGGCAAGCAGCUCAGAGCAGUCAAGCUAUCGUGGCUGGAUGCUUCCUUUAACGACGGAACUGUCCAAGAACUUGUCAAGCACUGCCCUGAUCUCAUCCGUCUCAAGCUCAAGCUCUGUCGCAGACUUACCGAAGAGUCCAUCAUCGCGCUUGCUGGUCUGACCAACCUCGAGCGUCUAUCAUUGCAGACUGGUGUCCAGCCGUCGUGCGAGAAUGUCAUCAACCUCAUCAAAGCCGUUGGCCCAAACUUGCGCACACUCUCAUUCGAAGACUUCCUCGACCUUGAUGAUGCAGUCCUCGCUCAGAUCAAGGAAUCUUGCAGUCAUCUCGAAAAGUUCCGCUUGCAGAUGAACGAUGUUGCCAGCGAUGCUGCCUACGCAAACCUCUUCACUGCCUGGAAGAACCCACCACUCACAUUCGUCGACCUCAGUGGAACUCGUGACGUCGACAACAAUAACCCCAAAGGCCCAGAAGAAGCCAUCGGCCUUGCCUCAGCUGGGUUCAAGGCCCUUAUGACACACUCCGGCUCAGCCCUUCGCACACUGGACAUUGCUUCCUGUCGUCACAUCAGCUUGGAAGCCUUCCUCGACGUCUUCGGCAAUGGUACCAUCUACCCCAAUCUUGAGAUGAUCAACUUCAGCUUCUGCAGUCGUGUCGACACGACUGUGAUUGCAGGCGUGUUCCAAAGCUGUCCUUCCAUCAAAAAGGUCAUCGCUUUCGGCUGCUUCGACGUCACUGACGUUGUCGUGCCUAGAGGUAUCGCCCUGAUUGGUGUACCUAAGGCUCAAGAUGCGAUUGAGCAGAUCGGCACGAGUAUCGAUGUUGCUGAAGCUGUUGGUCGCAUGAUUGAUGUCGGCGCUUGA
Aureobasidium subglaciale EXF-2481 is the source of this 1881-nucleotide messenger RNA. RefSeq lists its product as uncharacterized. The coding region runs from base 1 to 1881 and encodes 626 amino acids. Lineage: Eukaryota; Fungi; Ascomycota; Dothideomycetes; Dothideales; Saccotheciaceae. Gene Ontology annotation, cellular component: SCF ubiquitin ligase complex. The transcript has 2 exons. The record is from RefSeq and is a predicted model, not a curated record. Gene Ontology annotation, biological process: SCF-dependent proteasomal ubiquitin-dependent protein catabolic process.